AAAGCAGCCAACGCAAAGUGGAUGAGAAGAGAGGGGCAAGACUGCUCUGAGUGCGGAAACACCAAACUAAAACAUGCAGCAGCAGUGGGUGUGUGUGGCUGUUCUGGGCCUGUUGGUCGUCACGGUGAUGCUAGCAGAAGGCGGGAAGGCGGAAAAGCAAGGUAAGAAGGAGCGUAAGUCAGACUGUGGGGAGUGGCAGUGGAGCGUGUGUGUGGCGAACGAGGGUGACUGUGGCCUGGGCACCAGAGAGGGCACUCGUAGCGGCACUGACUGUAAACAGACCAUCAAAACACAGCGUUGCAAAAUCCCCUGCAACUGGAAGAAGCAGUUUGGAGGUGAGUGUAAGUAUGACUUCCAGGCAUGGGGUGAGUGUGAUGUUGCCACAGGGAUGAAGAACCGGACUGGUGUGCUGAAACGUGCCCUCAUGGACGCUAACUGCCCCAACACAGUCAGUGCAACCAAACCCUGCGGCAAGACCAAGACCAAGCUACAGGACUCACGGAAGCCGAAGCGGGACGGGAAGAAGAAAGAGCAGGCCCCCUCGGAGUAGGGGUUCAGAGAAGAGAACACACUCUCCCUGAGCCCCACGAAACCCCCUGACCACCCGUAUCUCUCAGCUCUCAGAUGGAGAAGACAGUGGUGGUGACAGCUGCAUGGAGGGAGAGUGAAGAAGAGAACAUGUAUCUUCCCAUCUUCCCCUCAUUUGUGUGUAGAACUGUAGGCGAUUUGUAGCUCUUUUGUAGGUUCUGUGUUUAGAACUUUGAAUAAUAAAUAUAUAAUAAUGCAUACAAAAAUGUACUAAAUCCAGUACUAGCUUGUUUAGGCUGAGUCCAGUUAAAUGCAACAAAUACUGAACUGCCCCUUAACAUCUGAACAGAAGUGACUUGUUAAAAUAUUAAUGUUAAAAUUGAACUGUGAUGUAGUUGGUGACUGAGCAGUUCAGUGUGUAAUUGUUCAGUAGAAGCUUUACCCAAAAUAGAUACACUGUACAUUACAUGUGGACACCCUUUAUGGAAGAUAGUGAUGUUACUGCUCCCUGUUACUCAGCUCUGCAGGAAAUAAAUAUGGGUUUGCAAUCCAACAUUCA
Molecule: messenger RNA, 1087 nt
Organism: Colossoma macropomum (tambaqui)
Lineage: Eukaryota; Metazoa; Chordata; Actinopteri; Characiformes; Serrasalmidae
Gene: ptn
Product: pleiotrophin
Exons: 5
Coding region: 74-550 (158 amino acids)
Molecular function (GO): growth factor activity
Source: RefSeq, a predicted model, not a curated record